Messenger RNA from Prorocentrum cordatum, 677 nucleotides. The record is from the annotation of a GenBank genome assembly. NCBI's taxonomy places the organism in Eukaryota, Dinophyceae, Prorocentrales, Prorocentraceae.
GGCCCGGGCCGGCCGCGCUCGCCGCCGCGAGGCGGGGCGCCCGUGGGGCGUCGCGCGCCUUCACGGGCCGGCCGCACCCGAUCGUAGAGGAGGAGGAGGAGGGUUCGCUGGAUGCUCCAGCGCGAGCGGAAGGGCAGGAGAGGGCGUCGGGCCCCUCAGCGGCAGCGGCGCCCAUGGGCGCCUCCCCGCCGGCCCGCGCCGUGUGCAGCUGCUGCGUCCAGAGGGACCAGGGCGAGUAGCGGGCCCUCCUGGAUAGGUGGCGGGGCAGGUGCGCGGCAGGAGCUGGCCUCCUACGGCAGCAGCGGCAGGCGCCACUCCGCAGGCAGCGGCGGCGGCGGAGGCUGCCUGGCGGCGAGCGCCAGCGCGUCGGAUGGGUGGGGUCUGAACACGGGGCUCUGCAUCGUGUGCAAGCAGUCCAGCGCCAGCACCGCCUGCCUGCCGUGCGGGCACAUACUGGUGUGCUACCCCUGCUCCAUGAGGUACGACAUGCCCAACGGCGCGGUCCACCCAGACACGAGGUGUCCUUGCUGCAAGACGCCGGUGCAGCAGUUCCACCGCGUCUUCACCCAAGCAAGAUCCAGAGAGCAGCGAUGAGUGCGGGGAGCUGAGGGCUGCGCAGAUGAGUACAUAGAUCUUGUAGAUUGUAGAGCAACCGUUUACCAGUGAAGGUGUUGGGA